Messenger RNA from Iphiclides podalirius (scarce swallowtail), 1443 nucleotides. Lineage: Eukaryota; Metazoa; Arthropoda; Insecta; Lepidoptera; Papilionidae. The record is from the annotation of a GenBank genome assembly.
AUGGUAUCGCCGAUCGUUAGGCAGUCAUGGGCAGUAUCGGGUGUCCUGAUCAACAUGCUGGCACAAGGCAUGGUGCUGAGCUACCCCUCGAGCUUGCUGCCUGGUCUCCAAUCACCGGACUCCGAUAUUAAAGUAGACAUCAACAUCGCUUCAUGGCUGGCUUCGUCUGUUGGUGUGUCAGGAAUACCGGGGUUCCUUGUAUCGUCGUUCCUGAUGGAUUGGAGAGGGAGGAAGCUAGCGCACAUUCUGGUACUCGCACCUGGAAUUAUCGGUUGGCUUCUGAUUUUUUUUGCUAGGAACGUCGCACUCCUCAUGAUCGGUAGAUUCCUGAACGGUUUCACGACUGGCGGUACAGUGUUCUUGGGCGCAGUGGUCAUUGGAGAGUAUUCCUGCCCCAAAAGCAGGGGGACAUUCUUGAAUUUGAAAACGGCCGGUGUCUGUUUGGGGAGCAUGGUCAUCCACAUUCUAGGAUACUAUUUCCAUUGGAGAACCGUUGCGUUAUUGGGCAUGUUACCUUUCGUUGUUUCCUUCAUAAUAAUUUGCACUUGGCCCGAGAGUCCCGCCUGGCUGGCAUCAACAGGAAAGUUCGAGGACAGCGAGAAAUCCUUCUAUUGGUUGAGAGGACGCGACGAGGACUCCGAAAAGGAAUUUAACGAAUUGAUCAAAGCUCAAAAGAUGAAAGCAGCUUACAAUAAAAGAACUAGUGCUUGCGAGACAAUCACAGAUUUCUUAUUGAAAUUCACGAAGAGAGACUUCGUGAAGCCUUUAAUAAUAAUUGUUGUAAGUGCAGUACUAAUAGAAGCGAGUGGAAGGCACGUAUUCCCUGCGUAUGCGCUGCCGAUAAUCGAAGAAGUGACCGGGGAUAAUCUGCAGACAUUCUACUACACACUAGGCAUAGAUUUAAUCAUAACGACCAGCGCCACAUUCUCCUCCGUCCUAGUUAAAGUGUACAAACGGCGCACGAUUCUGUUCAUUACCGGUUUCUCUGCUUUGUUCGUCUUAAUCAUGGCGUGUUCUUACCUCUAUUUAGUGACCGUAGGUUUGAUAUCCAAAAGCUAUCCUUGGAUACCGGUAGCACUAUUUGUGCUGUUUUUCAUAUUGGUGAACUUGGGCUGCACACCGAUACCCAUCGCUUUGCUGGGCGAGGUUCUACCAUUGGCCCAUAGAGCGGCAGGCUCGGCUGUCGCUGGCUUUGUGCUCUCCGUAGCUGUGGUGGCCGCUCUCAAAGUGACACCGUAUUUGCUGGCCAGUAUCAAAGUCUACGGAACGUUUGGAGUCUUCGGAAUAACAAUGGGUUUGUCUUUAUUGAUGUUCUAUUUCAUCCUGCCCGAAACGAAGGACAGAACUUUGCAGGAGAUAGAAGACUAUUUCAAUAAUGGGAGGUUCAGGGAUGAGGAAGAGGAUCGUAAAGGCGAGGAGGGCGUGCGUAUGAAAAUGAUCACU